Molecule: messenger RNA, 4011 nt
Organism: Cataglyphis hispanica
Lineage: Eukaryota; Metazoa; Arthropoda; Insecta; Hymenoptera; Formicidae
Gene: Tudor-SN
Product: staphylococcal nuclease domain-containing protein 1
Exons: 9
Coding region: 425-3112 (895 amino acids)
Biological process (GO): regulatory ncRNA-mediated gene silencing; mRNA catabolic process
Cellular component (GO): cytosol; nucleus; RISC complex
Molecular function (GO): nuclease activity; RNA binding
Source: RefSeq, a predicted model, not a curated record
GACCCUCGACUUUGAUGAGCUCGAAGCUCGAAGUCGCAGCAUAGAGUGCGACACCGUGCCGCGUGCUGUAUGUCGCGUGUUGCCACAUCACCACCAAAUCAAACGAAUUUCUGAGCGUGUUUUUGAUGUAGAUUGCGCUCGUGCCGGACAACUACUACUCCACACAAUACGUGGAAAGUGGAAAGCGUGAGUGACCGCCAGUCUUUCCUUCUCUGACCAUAUUACAGCCCAAUAUGUCAACUUACUCCUGAGCAUAGUCUCGCGUAUUUUUAAUAAUAAUACACAAGAGGAGCGAUAAAUUCUCUCAUAGAAUCCGAGUGCAGCUAUACAUAAUUGGGUCCGAGAGCGCACGAGUGGAGCGCUAAUAGAAUCAUCGUUAACUGCGAAAUACUUCCAUUCUUCAAAGAACAUCGUGGAGCGCAUCAUGAGCGCACCUCAGGCACCAGUAAAAUUGAGAAAUGGAGUGGUGAAACAGGUGACAUCUGGAGAUACUGUCGUUAUCCGUGGACAGCCUAUGGGAGGUCCUCCACCUGAAGUAACAAUUACUUUGUGCAACAUUACUGCUCCAAAAUUAGAACGUUGGAAAGGAAAUGAUAGUACGGAUGAGACCAAAGAUGAACCAUAUGCUUGGGAAGCAAGGGAAUUUUUACGUCGGAAGUUGAUUGGUCAAGAUGUCACCUUUGCCACUGAAAAGUCAGUCAAUACAGCCAGAACAUAUGGAACAGUCUGGUUAGGGAAAGACAGAAACGGCGAAAAUGUGAUCGAAACUUUGGUAUCUGAGGGUCUAGUGACUGUUAAAAAGGAUAACCGUAAUCCCACAGCCGAGCAGCAGCGAUUGGUCGAAUUGGAGAACAUCGCGAAAGCUGCAAAGAAAGGAAAGUGGUCGGAUUCGCCGAUUUCCGAGCACAUACGCGAUAUCAAAUGGACCGUCGAUGAUCCUCGAAAAUUGGUUGAGAAAUUCGGCAAGAAACCUGUCAAAGCGGUGAUUGAGUUUGUAUUUGAUGGCUCCACCGUCAAAGCAUUCCUCUUGCCCGAUUUCUACAAUAUAACACUGAUGAUCUCGGGGGUUCGUUGUCCUGGCUGGCCCAAUGGGCGUCGUGAAAAUUCCGUCGGCGAUCCUUAUGCAGAUGAAGCUAGAUACUUUGUGGAAUCGCGGCUUUUACAUAGAGAUGUCGAGAUAGUGUUGGAAUCGGUCAACAAUAACAAUUUUAUCGGCAGUAUUAUUCAUCCUAAAGGAAACAUUGCCGAAAUUUUGUUGAGUGAGGGUUUCGCCAAAUGUCAAGAUUGGUCGAUCAGUAACAGUAGAGCUGGUGCGGAAAAACUGUAUCUCGCCGAAAAGGCCGCAAAGGAGGCGCGUUUGCGCCUUUGGAAAGAUUACAAACCGUCCGGUCCACAGAUUGAAUUUACCGGUACCAUUGUGGAAAUCAUUAAUGCGGACGCGCUCAUUAUUCGAACGCAAAAUGGAGAGAACAAGAAAGUAUUUCUGAGCAGUAUUCGACCGCCCACCCGUGAGAAGAAGAAUACCGAAGACAGCAAUAAUACUGCUCGGCCAAAAGAUUUCAGACCUCUUUAUGACAUACCCUGGAUGUUAGAAGCGCGAGAAUUUUUGCGUGAGAAAUUCAUCAGGAAGAAUGUAAAAGUAGUUGUCGAUUAUACACAGCCGGCUAGGGACAACUUUCCGGAAAAAUUGUGCUGCACUGUAACCUGUGGCAAAACAAAUAUUGCAGAAGCAUUAGUCGCUCGCGGUCUUGCACGAGUCAUCAAGUACAGGCAAAAUGAUGAUCAGCGUUCCUCUCACUAUAAUCUUCUGCAGGUCGCUGAGAGUAAAGCGGAAAAGUCACAGCACGGACUUCAUGCAAAAAAAGACAUUCCAGUUCACAGAAUAGUGGAUCUCUCGAACGAUCCUUCGAAAGCGAAGGCGUUCUUGACUUCGCUCAAGCGAGCGCAGGGAAUUAAAGCGGUUGUUGAAUUCGUUACGAGCGGCUCACGUCUGAAACUUUAUCUUCCUAAGGAAGAUUAUGUUAUUACGUUUGUGUUGGCUGGGAUAAGAACUCCGCGUUGCCAGAGAACAUUGCCUGGCGGCGGAGUAGUAAAAGCUGACGAAUAUGGCGAGAAAGCAUUAGCCUUUACCAAGGAACAUUGUUUCCAACGAGAUGUAGAGAUCAAGAUUGAGAACACAGAAACAAAGUUAAGCGGUUUCAUUGGCUGGUUAACAGUGAACGACGUCAAUAUGUCUGUUGCUCUGGUUGAAGAAGGUUUGGCUGAAGUUGUAAAUUUCCCAGAUUCCGGAGAACUCACGAGAACUCUUAAAGCUGCGGAGGAACGUGCAAAAGCAAAAAAACUCAACAUUUGGAAGAAUCGUGUGGAAGCGCCAGUGGAGAGCGAUAAGAUUGUGGACGAAAAGGAAGGGCAAGAGCGCAAGAUAGAUUACCAGAAAGUCGUGAUCUCCGAAGUAACCGAUGAUCUUCACUUCUACGCCCAGUUUGUCAAUCAGGGUACCUUGUUGGAGAACAUGCUUCUGCAAUUGCGUCAAGAGUUAGCUGCUAAUCCGCCACUUCCUGGUGCUUACAAACCGACCAGGGGAGAUUUGGCGGUUGCAAAAUUCAGCGGCGAUGAUCAGUGGUAUCGCGUGAAAACAGAAAAGGUCUCUGGCACUAAUGUUAGCGUAUUCUACAUCGAUUACGGUAAUAGAGAGACCCUUAAUGUUACGCGGGUCGCUGAUCUGCCUGCGCGCUUUGCGACCGACAAACCGUACGCCCACGAAUACACCCUCGCAUGUGUAACUCUUCCGAGCGACACUGAUGACAAGAGAGCAGCAGUGGAUGCGUUUAAGGAAGAUGUAUUGGAUAAAAUUUUGCUGCUAAAUAUCGAAUAUAAAUUAAGCAACAAUGUAAUUGCUGUGACACUGAUGCAUCCAAGCACAAAUGAGGACAUCGGAAAAGGACUUAUCUCCGACGGGUUUUUGCACGUUCAAAAGCACCGGGAUAGGAGGCUCACUAAAUUGAUUGAAGAAUACAAAAAGGCUGAGGAAGAUGCGAAGCACAACCAUCGCAAUAUCUGGAUGUACGGAGAUGUAAGGCCGGAAGAUGACGAAAAAGAAUUUGGAUUGUAAUUGAUAUAAAUGCUCAAAUAUGGGAAAAACAUUAUUGACGGGGAAGAAAAGGACAGAUUAUGUUAUAAAAACAAAAAAAAACAAUAAAAAAAACAAUAGGUAUAUAAUACUAUGUAUCCUACAUAGGUAUAAAUAAGAAUAAUGAAUGUCGAUAUGGGAGUUAUAAUGUCGCGUUAGUCGCAAAUUGCAAUUAUAUAUCUCAGUAUAUAAAAAAAGGAUUGUACAUAACGAUUUUACUAAUUUCUGUAAUACAAUGAACAAAGCGCGUAUGUGUGUGCAGUUUUUGAACGAGGCUUCGCGAUCGUUGAUGUCACAUCGACAUAAACAUUCAUUAUUAACUUGGUGCCGCAAAUACAAAUUGUUUGAGGAUUCAAUAUUUUCCAUUUGUAUGAAAUUUUCAAUGUGCAAUUCAACACGUUAGAUACGUUCAAUCAUGUUAGAUAUAUUAAUUACUUGCUUUUUCUAUAAAUGAUCAUGUUUAAUGUGUGUAUGCUACUCUUUUGAAGUUUUUAUAUGCAAGGAUGAUGAUUAUGUAGCUGUAGAAUAUUCAUAAUCGCAAAUAUAAUUGGACACUGAUAUCUAAACAGAAAUAGAAAAAAAUUCAUAUCAGCAGAGUAUUAGAGUAUCAACAGAAUAUUUUCAAUUAAAGCGACAUUCGACAUAUUGUCAUCCAAGAAAUAAUAGUUUUCAACUUUUAAUGACAUGAUGAUAAAUGUAUAUGCAAAUGUUUAUGUAUGCGCGUGCGCACGUGGAUUCAAUAUAACACGAAUACAUAAAUAUGGGGAUAUAAUCCAAAGGGAAGUUACUGUACAAUUAUAUCAUCUUUCUCUAUCGUCCUUUCGAAUAAAUUUCACAUUAUAUAUGUACCGCGUUAUAUCCAUAAACGAGUUUGAAAUUAA